AUGGCUCCAAUUAGUAUGAGAUUGUACAUGGGGUUGAUACUUCAUAUCAUUGUUGCUGCUGUUACACACCAAGGUGCAUCUGAUUUGAUAUCUACACCUGAACCUCCACCAACGACUCCUCCACCGCAGGGCCCUGGCAUACCUGCUGAAGGAGACUACAGGGUCAAAAAUGAGAAUGGCACAGUCUGCUUGAAAGCAAAUAUGGCUCUCCAAAUCAAUAUAAGCCUCCCGUCUGCUCCAAAAAAUGCGAGUGUGCAAAACGUUUUCAACCUUAUUCCAAAUGAGACUUCAAGCUUUGGAUCAUGUGACAAAGAAAGUGCAAUUUUGAAACUCAACUCUGGCCAAAGGACUGAACUUACGUUCAGAUUUACCAUUAAUACUACAUCUAAUAAGUACAAUUUGGAGGGUUUGUCUAUACUGGCAACCUUGCCAGACAUGAUGGAACCUGUCUCUUUCGAGAAUGACAGCCUGGACUAUCUCCGAGGCAGGCUUGGUUUCUCAUACAGGUGCAGGUCUGAGCAGACGCUAGUGGUGACCCAAGAUUUUUCUCUUAACACAUACCUGCUACAUGUGCAGCCCUUUGGCCUGACCGGAGAUGUGUUUGGAUCUGCGCUUGAAUGCUUGUUGGAUGAAGAUGACUUGGUGAUUCCCAUUGUGGUUGGUGUAGCUUUGGCAGGGCUUGUAUUUAUUGUGCUAUUGGCCUACCUGAUUGGGAGAAAGAGAAGUCAUGCAGGAUAUCAGACAAUUUAA
This is a messenger RNA of Knipowitschia caucasica, 750 nucleotides long. Lineage: Eukaryota; Metazoa; Chordata; Actinopteri; Gobiiformes; Gobiidae. The record is from the annotation of a GenBank genome assembly.